UUUGUCGUAACCGUUUGUCAAUUGUUUUUAUUUAAUUUGACAUUUGGUCGUACGCGUUUGUUAAUUGUUUUAGUGCGUUUAUUGUGUAAAAUUAAAUUCCGAGAGUUAAAAACACACAUACUUUGUAGGUCAGGGUACCAAGUUGAUACACCUAUCAAGGUAUUUUAUAAUAUCUGUGUGUUGUUAUAAAACGUCAUUGUAAAGUGACUCCAAUAAUACGAAGGUAGAUAGAUAUACCACACGGCACAACAUAAGCGGCGAUACCAUAUAUUUUUGUUGCGUUCACGGUCAUAUUUUUUUUAUGUAUUGUGUAUUGUAGCGGAGAAAUAUUAUUAACAGCAGCAACUAUAUACACGGUGUUAAGUUGGUGAUCAGCGCAUCAAGCGUCAUUUUUAAUUAAGGACUAUUUUAGCAACGAUUAGGGGAGGUUUUUGUGCUUGGUGCGUGUUUAUUAAGCGUAUUACGAAUACCAACAGUUUUAACAGCACCAGUGGGCCAAUCAGCUAUGGAACUAAAUGGAAAACCAAGAUGGAUAAAUCCAUGUGAAAUAGAUCCAGCAACAUUAGUAAUGAAUGAAGAUAAUAUCACACAGCAUGCACAACUUAAAACGGUAUUGUUACAAACGGAAAAUGCAUUAAAUCAUGCAAGAAAAUUCCGAAAUGAAUAUGUAAAACAUACAUUUCAUGUUGACUUUAAUGAUCAUCAUAAUGCAUGGAAAACAUCAAUCAAUUAUGAAAAUUGGCUACCAAAAAUCGACAAAAGUUUAGGUGAAGGUACACCCGAAGAACAUCUUGCAAAUCUUGAGUUUGACACAUCACUCAAAGACAUUUACAAAUUCUUACAAGUAUUCGCUGUUGCAUUGGAACAACUCAUCUACGAUAUGAAAGUGGAAAAUGAACCAUUUUCACAAUACUUCGAAGAAGCAUUCGGCUUUGUAAACGCCGCCCUUUGUGAAUAUCAAUUCGUAAUGUUGGAACGUGGUGUUACACCACAUCCAGAUGUAACACGUGAAAUCAUGAGCGAUGAUCUACGCAAAAUUGCAUCAUCUACUGAACGUAAUUUACGUGAUUGGGUUAUCUUUCGUGAUUACAUGAAUACACUUGAAUAUGCUGUCGAAGUACUCAAUCAUUUAAAAAGUAAAUCACUUGAAGCUAAUUGAAGUGAUUGAAGUUGUGAAGUUAAAAAGUGUGUCAUAUCUCAUUGUUGUACUUUUUAUGUUAUGGAAAGGGAGUGUAUUGUGUGACUCCUUGGACAGUCUCGUUAUAUAGUGCCGUUAAAGAUUAUCCUGCCUAAUUCGUGUCUCAAUUUUUUAAAAAGCUUUAUUUGUUUUUAUUAAUCGUACCGUUAUCCCAUUUAUCCCUAAUUCCCAUAUCAUCAAUUUUUUAAUUUAAAAAAAAAAAAACUUUUAUUUAUAUACUUAAAGUAAAAAUUUUAUACACAAAGAUAUUAAUCCUUCAUUUUUUUCUCAUCCAUAAAAACAAUUCCUUCCCCAACCCAUU
Chrysoperla carnea is the source of this 1499-nucleotide messenger RNA. RefSeq lists its product as uncharacterized. The transcript has 6 exons. The record is from RefSeq and is a predicted model, not a curated record. Lineage: Eukaryota; Metazoa; Arthropoda; Insecta; Neuroptera; Chrysopidae. The coding region runs from base 506 to 1159 and encodes 217 amino acids.